Messenger RNA from Salvia miltiorrhiza (redroot sage), 1727 nucleotides. RefSeq names its product putative pentatricopeptide repeat-containing protein At1g12700, mitochondrial. NCBI's taxonomy places the organism in Eukaryota, Viridiplantae, Streptophyta, Magnoliopsida, Lamiales, Lamiaceae. Bases 96 to 1670 code for a protein of 524 amino acids. The record is from RefSeq and is a predicted model, not a curated record. The transcript has a single exon. Gene Ontology annotation, molecular function: protein binding.
UUGGCUAAAUUAUUAAGUUCCCAAGAAUCCAUUAUCCACUCUUCUCAUAAUCUCACCUUUGAAAAAACAAAACGAACAAACAAACUAUAGCCAAAAUGAUAAGUCUAAACGUCACAGAUUCUGCAAUUCACCUCUUCAGCAGCGGUGUCGCGGUGAAAUCCAUCUAUGCAUCUCGCGACUUUAAUGGCCAAGAGAGGCCGUCGCUUCCGCGGAAGCCCAGAAACAGAGUAGAUUUUAGCAGCAUUCGCUACUCGAGCGACGCGAUUCGGUCGCUGCGGGAGCUGGCGUCGAUGUCGCCCGAGCCCUCCAUCCGCGUCUACAAUAAUCUGUUGAGCGUCAUUGCCAAGAAGGAGCUGUACUCGGUUGCACUCGACGUGUUCGACGAAAUGCGCCACUUGGGCGUCGCGGCCGAUUGGUACACGAUGAACAUCGUCAUCAACUGCUGCUGCCUUCUGAAGCGCGUGGACGUUGGAUUCUCCGUACUGGGCGUCUUCAUCAAGAACGGAUACGAUCCGAACGGGACAACGUUCAACACGCUGCUGAAGGGGCUGUUUCUGGCCGGCGAGAUCGGCGAGGCAGAGUUUCUAUUCAAGAAAAUUUUGAGCUUCAAGCUAUGUGUGAUCAACGAUGUCAUGAUUCUGACUGUUGUGAACGGGCUCUCAAAAACCGGGAAAUUGCUCACUGCGCGUGAUAUGCUUCUGGCAUUGGAUGAAGCUGGCUACGAGCCUAAUGUUCGAGCUUACAAUGCUGUGAUUGAUGGCUUGUCGAAGCGUGGGAUGGUUGAUGAUGCUCUGCUUCUGCUGUCAGAAAUGGUGGAGAAGGGCGUCUCGCCUAGUGUUGUCACAUGCAACGCCUUGAUAGAUGGAUAUUGCUCGCGCGGCGAGAUGGUUAGAGCCAGAGAGCUCUUUGAUUCAAUGGCGAAGACGGAGAUCAAGCACGAUAUAUUCACCUAUAGUAGCUUGAUUAAGGGGUAUUGCAAGACGGGCAACCUUGAUGAAGCGUCACGUUUCUUUGAUGAAAUCCCGCGUGUAGGUCUCAAGCACUCGACCGUAUCAUACUCCACAAUGAUGCAGGGGCUAAUACGCCAAGGUAGAUUUUCAGACGGAUGGAAGCUUUUCGAGGAUAUGAAAGCUCAGAAGCUGCAUCCAAAUCUCCACACCUACACCAUCUUGUUGGAUGGUCUAUGUAGGAACCAUCGGAUUGAUGAGGCGUUGGCGUUUUUGAGGGUGAUAGAGAAGAAGGGCUUGAAUCCUAAUAUAGUAACAUACGGUGCUCUGAUCAACGGCUUAUGUAAGGGCGGGAGACUUGAUGAAGCUAGGAGCCUCUUUGACCAUCUCCCUUCCAAGGGCUUAAAUCCAAGCACAGAAAUCUACAACAUGAUGCUCAACUCCCUCUACCACCAUGGGCGUCAAGUGGAGGCCAUGAGGCUGAUGGAGGAGAUGGAGAGGAGUCGUUGCUCGCCUGAUGGCGUUACCUACAACAUUAUUGUGGGGAAUCUGAUGAAGAGGAACGAGGUGCAUGAGGCGAUUCCAUUCUUGGAGGAAAUGUGCAGGAGAGGAUUUGAGGUUCAUUCAGCUAACUUGUCUAUUUUGCUUCAUCAACUAAGAGGAGGAGAAUAUAAAGAUAAGAAAUUGCAAGAGAUUAUUAAGAAACUUAUAGUUAUAUUUUGAGGAUUGAAUACUUUGAGUAGAGUUACAUUUGAUUCUAUACAAGUUAGUUUUUCCUUC